Molecule: messenger RNA, 1140 nt
Organism: Sclerotinia borealis F-4128
Lineage: Eukaryota; Fungi; Ascomycota; Leotiomycetes; Helotiales; Sclerotiniaceae
Source: the annotation of a GenBank genome assembly
AUGUCUCCAGCCGCCCCUCAUCCUAUUGCGAAAGCCUCAUUUGAGGAUCGAGCCUCGAAAACAAAGCAUCCCUUAUCCGCCUACCUACUUCGUCUUAUGACCCUUAAACAAUCCAAUCUAUGCGUCAGCGCCGAUGUCUCCACUGCCAGCGAGCUUCUCCAAAUAGCGGAUUCGGUCGGUCCAUCCAUCGUUGUGCUCAAGACCCAUUAUGAUCUCAUCAACAACUGGGAUUACAACCCAAUAACGGGCACGGGAGCACGCCUCAACCGUCUCGCACGUCGUCAUGGGUUCCUCGUCUUUGAAGACCGGAAAUUCGGUGAUAUUGGAAAUACCGUGCAAUUACAAUAUACUGAAGGCACAGCCAAGAUCAUUGAGUGGUCGCACAUCACCAAUGUUAACAUGAUACCCGGGAAAGCCAGCGUGGAUUCCUUGGCCGAAGCAGCGGCACGAUGGAGAGAACGUAAACGUUAUGAAGUCAAGACGAACAUAUCGGUUGGGACCCCUCGACCCGAAAGUAUUGAAAGCGACGAAGAUCAAAUCACCACUCCUAUAAAUUUUGACAGCAAGCCCAAUAAAAUCACGGAUGGUGCUCAUGGAUUGGAAGCACACGAUAACGCGAAUAUUGGACGAAAAGCUAGUAUCGUAUCUAUUACCACCGUGUCACAACAUUUCGAACCGGCCAAUUCUCCACGCUCGCGCAUCGAUUUUGAUCUUGAGGAAGACGCAUAUCCUGGAAUCGAUGAGGCGCCUUUGGAGAGAGGUCUUCUGAUAUUAGCACAAAUGAGUAGUGCGGGCAAUUUCAUGACGAGAGAGUAUACUGAUGCGUGUGUGGAAAGUGCGAGAGAACAUAAACAAUAUGUGAUGGGAUUUAUUUCGCAGGAAACGCUAAAUACGAAUGCGGAUGAUGAUUUCAUUUGUAUGACCCCAGGAUGUCAAUUACCGCCUGAGAAUGAUGAAGAGGCGGAAUUGGUGGGUGAUGGAAAGGGGCAACAGUAUAAUACUCCAGAAAAGCUGGUGGGGUUGGGCUGUGACGUUGUGAUUGUGGGGAGGGGCAUCAUUCGCGCAAGUGAUCCAAAGGAAGAGGCGGAGAGGUAUAGGAGGAAGGCUUGGGAGGCAUAUGAGAAGAGGGUUAAAGCCUAG